AUGACAUUCUAUCGACCCAUUCCGCAUGCAAGCGUGGAUGUUGGCGGACCGGCGCUGAAGGGGGGCGAAGGUCUGGCUGGCACGCGGGGCGAUUACUUCUCGCCAGGGUUCUGGGCGCAGAAUGGCAGCACCUCGCAGCCAGCUGGGGACGGUCUGCCCGGGCCACGGCCCACCACCACCACGCCUGCCAUGCCGAAGAUGGGCGUGCGCGCCAGGAUCGCCGACUGGCCCCCCAAGAGAGACGCACUGAAGGAUCCGGCCGCUCCAAGCCCCUCAAGGGACAUGGAAGCAUCGACGGGCAUCAGCAGGACUUUUCUUUCACCCAAGGGCUUUCAGAAUGGGCAGCAGCCGCCUCCCACCAGCCUGGGCUCCUCGGGGCUCAGGGGCUUGCACCGGCUCUCCAGGAGGAGAUCCAAGGACGUGGAGUUCCAGGAGGGUUGGCCUCGAUCGCCUGGCAGGGCCUUCGUCCCGCUGCGCAACAGGAGUAACAGCGAGAUCACCCUCAGUGAGUGUGACUUGGAAGAGACCCUGGAGCCCCGUGGGGCCAAGCUGGGGAGCGGCCUGCCCCUCUUCCGCGAGUACGGCAGCACCUCCUCCAUAGACGUGCAGGGCAUCUCGGAGCAGAGCUUGUUCGACAUGCUCCGCGAGCUCCGCGCCGAGAAGCCGGCCCAGCGCUGCCUGGCGCCCGAGAAGCCGAGCGACCCCCUGCGGGCCGACGCCAGCACAGCCUCCAGUCUGCACGUGGCUGGCAGCGCCAAGGCGGAUGUGAGGAACGGCCUGGGGCUCCCCCCUGAGGACUCCCCCACUCAGCCGAAGGAGAAGCCCCGCAAGAAGGGCCCCAGGGGGGAGGCAGGGGGAGACUCCAUCUUCAAGAAGCUGCGGAGCAGCCGGAGCGAUGGGGAGCCCGGGAGGGCCUUGGUGGAGCAGGAGGACGGUGGCAAGGCCUGGGUCUGCCAGAAGAGCUUUGCCCACUACGACGUGCAGAGCCUGCUCUUCAACCUCAACCAGGUGGCAGCCAACCGGGCGGUGGUGGCGCAGCGGAGGAAUACCACGACGGGCGCCUCUGCCGCCUCUGCCGUCUCGGCUGCCCUCUCCCGGGCGUACGGGCUGGGGGGCCUGGACCCGGCCUUCGCCAGCACCGAAGACCUCAACUACAAGGAGAACCUGGAGCACGACCUCGGGGACAACAACAGCAACGACCUGCUGCUCAGCUGCCCCCACUUCCGCAACGAGGUGGGCGGCAUGUGCGAGCGCAACGUCAGCUUCUCCAGGGCGUCGGCCGGCUCCCCCAGCGGGGCCGCGGGCGAGGGAGGCUUCCUGGAGCCCACCCUCAAUGCCUACUGCACCAACGCCAGCAUCUCCGUGCUGGAGGUCCCCAGGGAGUUGCAGAGGAGCCCCAGCCGGCUAACACGCUACAACGUGGAGCACGUCGACCUGGGGGCCCGCUACUACCAGCUCUAUUUUCACGGCAAAGAGCAUUCCAACUACUUUGGAGUGGAUGAGAAGCUGGGACCAGUGGCUGUGAGCAUCAGGAGAGAGAAGUUGGAGGAUCAUAAAGACUACGGGCCCCAGUAUCAGUACAGGAUUAUCUUCCGGACCAGCGAGCUCGUGACCCUGCGAGGCGCCAUCCUGGAGGAUGCGACUCCCACCACCACCAAGCAGGGGACGGUGCGUGGCCUCCCCCUGAAGGAUGUGCUGGAGUACGUGGUCUCCGAGCUGAACAUCCACUGUCUGCGGCUUGCCAUGAACACGCCGAAAGUCACGGAGCAGCUCCUGAAACUCGACGAGCAGGGGCUCUGCAGGAAGCACAAGGUGGGGAUCCUGUACUGCAAAGCAGGGCAGAGCUCCGAGGAGGAGAUGUACAAUAACGAGGAGGCGGGGCCAGCCUUCGAAGAGUUCCUCUCCCUCGUCGGGGAGAAGGUCUGUCUGAAAGCCUUCAGCAAGUACGCUGCCCAGCUGGACACGAAGACUGACUCCACCGGCACCCACUCUCUGUACACCACGUAUCAGGACUACGAGAUCAUGUUCCACGUCUCCACUAUGCUCCCCUACACACUCAACAACCGGCAGCAGCUACUAAGGAAGCGGCACAUAGGAAACGACAUAGUCACAAUCAUCUUCCAGGAGCCUGGAGCGUUGCCUUUCACCCCCCAGAAUAUCCGCUCCCACUUCCAGCAUGUCUUUAUUAUUGUCCGAGUCCACAGCCCUUGCACUGAUAACGUUUGCUAUAGCGUGGCUGUGACCAGAUCCAAAGAUGCUCCACCCUUCGGCCCCCCCAUCCCCAGCGGCGUCACCUUCCGCAAGUCUGACAUCUUUAGAGACUUCUUACUGGCCAAGGUGAUCAAUGCCGAGAACGCCGCGCACAAGUCCGACAAGUUCCACACCAUGGCGACGCGCACCAGGCAGGAGUACCUGAAGGACCUGGCGGAGAACUGCGUCACUAACACGCCCAUCGACUCCACGGGGAAAUUCAACUUGAUCUCCCUGACUUCUAAGAAGAAGGAGAAGAUGAAGGCACGGGUGGGGGCGGAGCAGUACAGCAGCGGGGCCAUCGCCUGGCGCGUCUCGGCCCAGGACUUUGCCCAGGGGGUGGAGAUCGAGUGCAUCUUGGCCAUCUCCAACGAGUUCAUCGUCCUGCUGGACCUCGGCACCAAGGAGGUGGUGUUCAACUGCUUCUGUGGGGAUGUGAUCGGCUGGACUCCCGACCCCGGCACCCUCCGGAUCUUCUACGGCAGAGGGGACCACGUCUCCAUCCAGGCCGCGGACAGCAGCCCCGAGGACAUCAAGGAGAUCGUGCAGCGACUCAAGGUCAUGACCUCGGGCUGUGAGACGGUCGACAUGACCCUGCGGCGAAACGGGCUGGGCCAGCUCGGCUUCCAUGUGAAGUACGACGGGACGGUGGCCGAGGUGGAGGACUACGGCUUUGCGUGGCAGGCGGGGCUCCGGCAGGGCAGCCGGCUGGUGGAGAUCUGUAAAGUCGCCGUGGUGACGCUGUCCCACGACCAGAUGAUCGACUUGUUGCGGACCUCGGUCACAGUGAAAGUGGUCAUCAUCCCGCCCCACGAGGACGGCGUCCCUCGCAGGGGAUGGGCCGAGUCCUUCGAAAUGAGCAGCAUGGAGCACAAGGCAGAGCUGGAGAGCGUGCCCGCGGGGCAUCGCCCGCCGUACCGCAGCAACUCAGCAUGGCAGUGGAGCGGGCCUGCCUCCCACCACUCCUCGCUGGCAGCCAAGUGGGCAGAGCCCCUGCCCCUCACGAGGCCCCCCAAACAGACCUCCGUUGUCCCGUACCGCGAGCCGCAGCCCCUGCACGGCAAGAGGCCGGUUAGCUUCCCUGAGACGCCGCACACCGCCGCCGCCUCCUCCCCAGCGGGGGCGGAGAGAGUCCAGCCAUAUCGGCAGCCGUCGGGCAGCUUCUCGACUCCAGGCUCAGGAGGAACGGCUUACACCCGCUACAAGCCAUCCCCAGAAAGAUACGCAACCUCUCAGCGGCCUGUGCUGCCGUUGGAACAGCAUUACAGCCCCGAAGUGACCUCGAGCGGCGAUUCCUCGUCCGGGGGGCUCCCCAGUCAGGAGAGCACCAUGGAGAGGCACAAGCCGGAGCCCCUGUGGCACGUGCCGGUGCAGUCCAGGCUCCCUACUGCGACGGGGAGCAGCAUGAGCAAGCGGCCCAGCAGGCAGGAGCUGGCCGGAAAGGAUUCUCCCAACCGGCCUUCCAAAGGUGAGGCUCAGUAUUCCAGCCACUCCAGCAGCAACACGCUGUCCAGCAACGCCUCCAGCAGCCACAGUGAUGAGCGCUGGUUUGACACGCCCGAGCCUGCCGAGGGUGAGCCAGACCCCGUCUCCAAGGGGGGCUCCAGCGACAGCGGCAUUGACACCACGCUCUGCGCCAAGCCCUCCCGCCUGGGGCCGCAGAGAGACCAGCUGCCCAAAGCCCUGCCGGGCUCUGCCCACUACGCCAGCCUGCACGAGAGUGGGGCCAGGCCUGGGAGCAAGAGGAGGGAGCCUUCGCCUGCCGUCAGUGCGGGCAGCCACAGCCGAGGCUACCGGCCCAAGAUGUACGCCACAGGGGCCAGCGCGGCCGGGCCUGCCGCAGCCCCCAACCAUGGCAGUGAGCUCUUCAAGCAGCCAAGUAAUUUCAGUUUGCGACAAGGCCGCCCUGCUCAGGGUUACAAAACACCCGUGGCUGAGAAUCCCAGGCCCCCACACAUGUCCCAGUCCAGCUCCUUCCAGCUGUCUGCCUCUGUCCCCAAAUCCUUCUUUUCCAAACAGACCAGCAGGAACAAGCCGGCGUUGGGGUGGAAGAGAGCCGAGGAGACCCCCACGAGACCUGUGGCCUUCACAGACCCAAAGAAGCAAAUCGACAUGAACACCAAGAACGUCUUUGGGCAGCCCAGGCUGCGGGCGUCACUCCGGGACCUGCGCUCCCCCCGCAAGAACUACAAGUCCACCAUUGAGGACGACCUGAAGAAGCUCAUCAUUAUGGACGGCUUGGGCCCGGAGCCAGAGAGAGCCAUGUCUCCGCAGAAGACUCUCCAGCGGACGUUAUCAGACGAGAGCCUGUGCAGCGGGAGGAGAGACGCCAGCUACGCCAACGCCACCUGCUUCGAACAGUCCCUAGCCAGCGACGUCCUCUUCACCAGCACCUAUCCGUCCAGCACGCUGCCCACCCGGCGGCAGCACCCGCAGCCGGGCAGCGGCGGCCUCCCCGAGAAGAAAUCCACCAUCUGUGCCUCGGAGCUGUCACUGAGCGACGCGCGGGACAAGCCCCCCAGACGCCUCGACCCGGGGCUGAUGCCCCUGCCCGACACGGCAGCUGGCCUGGAAUGGUCCAGCCUGGUCAACGCUGCGAAGGCCUAUGAAGUGCAGAGAGCCGUCUCCCUCUUCUCCCUCAACGACUCCGCGCUGAGCCCCGACGCCCCCCCGGCGCCCAGCCUGGAGAGACAGCCCACGCCCCGCACCACGCCCACCAUGAGCGAGGAGCUGCCCGUGGACCUGACGGGAAAGGUGUCUCAGCUGGAGGCCAUGCUGAAGCAGCUACACAACGACCUGCAGAAAGAGAAGCAGGACAAGGUGGUGCUGCAGGCGGAGGUGGCCAAUCUGCGCCAGAACAACCAGCGGCUGCAGGAGGAAUCGCAGACGGCCAACGAGCAGCUGCGCAAGUUCGCCGAGAUCUUCUCCAGCCCCGUGGAUAAGGAGCUGUGA
This is a messenger RNA of Emys orbicularis (European pond turtle), 5202 nucleotides long. RefSeq names its product signal induced proliferation associated 1 like 3 (gene SIPA1L3). Gene Ontology annotation, molecular function: GTPase activator activity; protein binding. Bases 1 to 5202 code for a protein of 1733 amino acids. The record is from RefSeq and is a predicted model, not a curated record. Gene Ontology annotation, cellular component: plasma membrane; Golgi apparatus; cytoplasm. Gene Ontology annotation, biological process: activation of GTPase activity; establishment of epithelial cell polarity; regulation of small GTPase mediated signal transduction. The transcript has 20 exons. NCBI's taxonomy places the organism in Eukaryota, Metazoa, Chordata, Testudines, Emydidae.